CAUGUCUGUGACUGCAGGAGAUGAGAUGUGGUCUUGUGUCUCUGUGGCCUUUAAUGUUUCCAAGUACUGACCUCUGCUUCCUCUUCCCACCUCUAAACUACUGUUGUUAAAUCGAGCUGCUUAGUAAGACUUUUCACACUUCUCAUCUGAAGCUCAUCACUAAGAGUAAAUAUUUCAGACGUUUGAGUGAAAGAGGAGGAAUUUAUCUGAAAGCUGCCUACUGAGCCAACAGAGGCUGAACAGUGAGGAGACAUGGACGCUGUGGUUGGAUUGUUCCUGUUGCUGCUCGGAGUCUCUCACGGUGUGGAAACCUCCUGUGAUGGCAGACAGAAUGGAACUCAGUGUUAUGGAGCUUUGGGGGGAACUGUGGUUCUCCAGCUGAUGGACAACGCCUCAGGAAUAUUUCAGUACCAAUGGAAACACAAUAAAACACAUAUACUCAUUUGGAAAGAGAAUAAAUUGGUGUAUAAUCAGAUAGAAAACAGAUCCAUCUUUACUCCCAGUAAUGGAACAUUUAGGAUCAAUAACCUGAGCAGGACUGACAGUGGUGAAUAUAAACUUGAAAUACAUGAUUCAGCUGGACGUAUAUCAGAGCAGAGGACUCUACAGCUGUCCAUUCAAGCUCCUGUGUCCUCUGUCCGGCUGGUCUCUGAGUGUCUGUCCCCGGGAAAGAUAAGGGUGUCCUGCUCCCCUGAAGGAGGGGACAGUCCUCAGUACAGCUGGACUCUGAAUGGACACACACUGACAGAUGCUGAGCUCCUCUCUGGAAACAAUGAGACUAACAGCAUCACUCUGAAACCAAACAUCUCAGGACGUCUGAACUGCUCAGUCAGGAAUCACGUCAGUAGUGUCUCCAGUGCAGAGGAGAUAUCUACCUGUGAUCACUCUCUGCUCAUAUGUGGCUUCCUGUCAGCAGUGGCUGUUCUUUCGCUGGUUGGGAUUGGCAUCUUUUUUUAUUUGAAGAAGAAGAAACAUGAGAAAGCUGAGAUGUCGGCCACAGCUCGACGGAGGGAGUACUCAGAGAACACGUUUCAGAUGGUUGAAGUGAGGAGUUCAUCUGAUCAUUAACUUUUUCCAGAUUUCUCCUGUAAAUAUAUUGGCAGUUUAUCAACUCAGCAUAAAUAGCAAGUGAAAGUGUUGCAGAUUAAAUUUACCUCUAUUUUUCUCUUGAAAAGUGGAGACCUGUCACAUCAGUGGUUGUUGAAUAAUAAAAGUAAAAUCAUGACACCUCUUAUAGAGAAUGUAUGAAAAUGGAAAGACUUGUUGUGACUGCUUGAACAAACACAGAAAAUGAUAAGUGGACUGCUGAUUCUGAUAAUCUCACUGUUGUCAGAAGACAUUUGUUGCAUCUUUACAUAUUAUGUGGACAAGGUUCAGUGUUUUCUUUGUUCUCAUAACAGACAAAUUCAAUUACAGUACAAUCAAAGACCAAAUGCAGUGAUAAUAUAAACUUUUAGGUGUAAAAAUCAAUUUAUUGUGAGGCAAGGUGUGACACUGUAAAUAAAGUUUGUA
Messenger RNA from Toxotes jaculatrix (banded archerfish), 1512 nucleotides. Its product is annotated as T-cell surface antigen CD2-like. Lineage: Eukaryota; Metazoa; Chordata; Actinopteri; Toxotidae. Bases 253 to 1068 code for a protein of 271 amino acids. The transcript is spliced from 4 exons. The record is from RefSeq and is a predicted model, not a curated record.